Molecule: messenger RNA, 1492 nt
Organism: Babjeviella inositovora NRRL Y-12698
Lineage: Eukaryota; Fungi; Ascomycota; Pichiomycetes; Serinales
Product: diacylglycerol O-acyltransferase
Exons: 1
Coding region: 28-1308 (426 amino acids)
Biological process (GO): triglyceride biosynthetic process
Cellular component (GO): endoplasmic reticulum membrane
Molecular function (GO): diacylglycerol O-acyltransferase activity
Source: RefSeq, a predicted model, not a curated record
UCUACAAGUCAUUUUGUUUCUGGGGCCAUGACAUUAAAAGAACGUUCCACUACAGAGCCAUCGGCUGCCUCUCGCUCAAGACGGGAAAAUGUUUCCAGCUCCGCUUCGAGCUCCGCCUCUGACUUUGCCCGCCCUCCCCCGCAAUCUUCAGACAGCUUCAGCGACACAGAAUCGGUUGGGGGACUUGAAAUUAACAUCAAGGGCAGAAAUAUCCGGUUUGCGCCGAUGAACACACCGCUGCACAGACGGUGGCAGACGCUUGCAGUCUUGUGGCAUACGUGUACGAUCCCAUGUCUCACUUCACUCUUCUGUUACAUGCUCGCUAUUCCGUUCAUGUGGCCGUUUAUUGGGAUCUACCUCAUCUAUUUCCUCUGCGACCAGACACCAUUCAAUGGCAAUGCUGCGCGGCGCUACUCACCGCGCGUACGUGGUUUGCCCGUCUGGCGGAGCUUUGUGGAGUACUUCCCGAUCCGAAUCCACAAGACCGUUGAUUUGCAACCCACCUUCACCCAAAAGUGGGUGGAAGACGAGCCAGAAACCAACUGGUUCAAGCGCGCGUUGAGAGGGGCAGUGAAGAAGCCGUUUGAGAAGCGGGUUAAGACAGGCCCCCGCUACAUGUUCUGCUACCAUCCGCACGGUAUCAUCUCCAUGGGGGCCUUUGGCGCAAUGGCGACCGAAGGAGCCGGCUGGUCAAAGGCAUUUCCUGGCAUUCCUGUCUCCCUCUUGACCUUAAUCAAUCAGUUCAAGUUGCCGUUGCUCCGCGAUUAUAUCAUGGCGCUUGGCUGCUCCUCCGUGGGGAAGCGCAACAUGACGCGGAUCAUUCGCGACCACAACCAGUCUGUGUGCAUCGUUGUGGGCGGUGCCCAGGAGAGUUUGCUUGCGCUGCCCCACUCUAAUGACUUGGUGUUGCGGAAGCGCAAGGGCUUUAUCAAGUUGGCGUUGGACUUGGGUGAUAUCUCGUUGGUACCGAUCUAUGCCUUUGGCGAGAACGAAGUGUAUGAGGUGAACAAGGCCACACGCGGCUCGUGGAUAUGGAAGUUCCAGAAAUGGACCAAGAAGAACUUUGGUUUCACAGUGCCAUUGUUUCAUGCCCGUGGCGUGUUCAACUACUCCAUGGGGCUCAUGCCGUUCCGCAAGCAGAUUGACUUAGUCUACGGCAAGCCGAUUGAAAUCCCCUUCAGGCCAUCGCCUACUCGCAAGGAGGUUGAGUUCUACCACGACUUGUACGUUAAGGGGUUGGUCGAUUUGUUUGACCAAAACAAGGCAAAGUACGGUGAUCCAAACGCUGUGCUCAGCCUUGUGGAGUAGGGGUCUCAGCUGAGUCAAUGAGCACUAUUUGAAGGAGAUGAUUUGAUAUAUGCGAGAGGUAUACUUUAGUCUUUUGUACUCCGUUUACUCUUUAUAUCUUGCCUGUAUAAACUAGUCUAGUAUGGCUUAAAGUAUGAUAGCUCUAGAUAUAACACAAACCAAAAUUCCGAUUCGUCCCAGUAUA